Messenger RNA from Gadus chalcogrammus (walleye pollock), 2493 nucleotides. RefSeq lists its product as uncharacterized. Lineage: Eukaryota; Metazoa; Chordata; Actinopteri; Gadiformes; Gadidae. Bases 1 to 2376 code for a protein of 791 amino acids. The record is from RefSeq and is a predicted model, not a curated record. The transcript is spliced from 15 exons.
AUGUUAAAUACGUUAGCUCUGGGUCGUGCAAUCGAGACGUGGGAGCUGACGUCGGGACAGCAGUACCCAAACAGAAAUAGCAUUAUUCACAGAUACCUACAUUUUGAAGCACUGACGGACCAUGACUACAAUUUUUCCUGUGUCCGCUGUGGACAUCACCCUCCUGUGGUGGUAAUGGAUCUGCACAAGAGCUGUGUCUUCAGCUUGGCGGUCAGUGAACUAGAGGAUCCACCAGAUGGCUUUGGAGGGGAGGUGGACAUAGAAGAGUUCUGGGACUCUCUAUGUGUAGAGAGGAUUGCACGUGGGUUUGUUCCAAGUGAUCGGCAAAAUCCCUUUGCUGUUAAACCUACGUACCACCAAUGGGCCCCGUGGAUUGGACCUCACACCCGCAAAUCCAGCAAGGUGCUCAAUACCGAGCAUGAAAAGGUCCACAACACCAGGCACCCAAACGAACAGACAGAGAUUGACAUUACAGAGGACAGGCUACUAGAUGAAAUAUCAAAUUUGAAGGUCCAUGCCAUCCGAAAGCUGUGCAGGGAGUGCAGAAUCGAUUCAAAAGGUUCCAAAAUGGAUUUGAUUCUAAGGCUUCGGGAAGAGAUGAAAACCCGAAGCAAAUAUGAUAAAAUAUUUCAAAAGGUUUGGGGAGCAUCUGGUGGCUGGGCUGUUGUUAUGUGUCCCUGUGGACAGGUAGUAUCUUUAAAGUGCAACAUUCGGGCAGAAAGUCCAAGAGAUUAUGCCGAUUUAUUGCUGUCAUGGAAGCACAUGCCAAAUGUUUCUAUAUAUGACUUCGCGAGAGGACUGGCAGUGCAUGCCAACCUCAGAGAACCUGAGAAGAUCCCUUUCAGCCCUCAUGAGGGUAGGCUAUUGGACCCCAGCCCUGGAAACAUACAGUGGGCAGCCAAUGGUGGGACGGUUCAUCUACCAUGGCUCAACACAAGGAAGACUGUACCGGACCUGGGUGGCCAUCCCCUGACUGGGUCAGCAGAGCACUAUUGUCUGUAUGACACUUUUCAUGAGGGGAACACCAAAGAUCCGAAGGAUGUUCUCCGGAGGAUCAAAAUGGUUCCUGAACUGGCAGGGAAGAUCAACAGCCAGGUUGCAGAGCAACUGUUUUCCACAAUGAAGAAAAGCAAUUAUUAUAUGAACAUGCUCUCACCAUCGGCUCAUGUCUUCCUGAUGCGCAAUGUAAUACACAAUUACAAUCAGCGCAAAACCCAAAAAAUCAUGUUGGAACUGAAGAAACUGGUAACUCCUGAAAUGCAGCUGUGUUUCAAUGUGCAUGGGCAGGCAGAAUUCUGUACCUCCCAGCCAACAGAGCUUAGCCCCGACUCAGUUGUUGCCUCCUCUAAGCGAGCAGAAAUGGAGUAUAGCUCGGACCCAGAUCUGUCACCACCCUCAAAACGCUCAAAGUUACAGUUGAUCUCCUCAGCUGUUGACCCCCGUACCAACUCCAACAUCACAGUGGCGGAUUGGAAGCAACUACCAAACGCAAGACUGAGUGAAUUACUGGACUAUGUAUUGGACGUUAAGGGUGACCCUAAGGAGGAAAUAAUCCAAACUCCCAACUGGAUAGUCAGAAGUGCGACUUUGCAUCCAAAGACGUGGUGCUUCUCCCUGCCUGGCAGCCAGGGCACUGGACAUUGUGUUACCCUGGCACAUGCUAUGUCCAAUGGACCAUGGAAGGGACAGUACUUGGCUGACGAGGACGCACCUCACCAGCACCAGAGCAACAGCUGUGGGGUGUUCAUGCUGAUGUACGCAAUGUAUUCUACCCUCCAAAAGAAAUAUGAUUUCAGUGAGGGGGACAUGCUCUCUAUCAGGAGGUGGUGGUGUGGACAGCUCUUGGAGACCUUUAUGCUUGAAAGCCCUGCAGAACUAGCUGUCUCGUUCUCAUCCUCUCCAUCUCCCCAUCUCAUUCACACCAUCCAAUCCCCAAGCAGUGAAAGCCCUGCAGGACUAGCUGGCUCACCCUCUCCAUCUCCCCAUCUCAGCCACACGCUCGGAUCUGGCACAACACAGGACAGGCCGUUCUUGCCACCCGAAGUCCUUCAGAAAAUUGUAAAAGAGACGCUGAGACUGGACAUGGCGAUGCUUCCCGUGUUCAACAGGGUCUCAAAAACGUUGCGAGAACUAAUCAAGCCUCUCCACCCUUCAAUACAUAUAAAUGAAAGUUUGGCAAGGGACCUCAAGCUUAAGAAAGACGAUCUCAUACACAUUACUGUUAGAAAGCUUUGCAACAAUGCAGGCCCUGGCAGUGGCCUUGCGCUACGCCUCAAAGGCUUCUCGAAAAAUAAGAAUUGGUGGCCAAGGGCACGCCUGGUGCUGAGGCACGUUGCACAUGGCAGGUAUGUCAUACAAGAUGUCUACCUAGCAUAAUGUUUUUAUUACUCCUUUUUUCGUUUUAUUUGGGAUUUCUUGUUUUGUAAUCCCUUUCAUUUGUAAAUGUUCAUAUUCUGUAGUAAAUGUAUCUGCCCAGAAAUGCUGGUAUUUUAU